Hydractinia symbiolongicarpus is the source of this 2974-nucleotide messenger RNA. Its product is annotated as alpha-actinin-like. The record is from RefSeq and is a predicted model, not a curated record. Gene Ontology annotation, cellular component: Z disc; plasma membrane; cell junction. The transcript is spliced from 18 exons. Gene Ontology annotation, molecular function: actin filament binding; calcium ion binding. Lineage: Eukaryota; Metazoa; Cnidaria; Hydrozoa; Anthoathecata; Hydractiniidae. Gene Ontology annotation, biological process: actin cytoskeleton organization; muscle cell development. Bases 155 to 2797 code for a protein of 880 amino acids.
CAAUUAAUAUUUAGUGAUUGACGUUUGAGUAACUCAUCCAUUCACAAAAGAAAAAUUGUUUUCUCAAAACUGUCUCAUUUAAUUUUAUAAAGUCAGGCAUAGAGAAACACCUCAAUUUUUCAUAUUCUUGGCUUGAACAGUGACAAUAAAUAGUAUGGCUGCAGAGGAAGAACAUAUUGGUUAUCAUUAUGGAGAAGAAGAUAGGCAACUUCUUGAUCCCGCUUGGGAAAGGCAACAAAGAAAGACAUUUACAGCUUGGUGUAAUUCACAUUUAAGAAAAGUUAAUGUUCAAAUUGAAACACUAGAAGAAGACUUUCGUGAUGGACUUAAGCUUAUGUUAUUACUUGAAGUCAUUUCUGGGGAACGAUUACCAAAACCAGAAAGAGGACGAUUACGAUUCCAUCUUGUCUCAAAUGUUAACAAAGCAUUGGAGUUUAUUUUAUCAAAGGGUGUUAAAUUGGUAUCCAUAGGUGCAGAAGAAAUUGUUGAUGGAAAUCUUAAAAUGACCCUUGGUAUGAUUUGGACAAUCAUUUUGAGAUUUGCUAUUCAGGAUAUUACUGUAGAUGAAUUCUCUGCUAAGGAAGGCUUACUUUUAUGGUGUCAAAGAAAAACAGCUCCAUACAAAAAUGUUAAUGUUCAAAAUUUCCAUAUGAGCUUCAAAGAUGGAUUGGCAUUCUGUGCUCUUAUUCAUCGGCACAGACCAGACCUUAUUGAUUACGAUAAACUAUCAAAGGAAGACCCCAUGUACAAUUUAAAUUAUGCCUUCGAGGUUGCAGAAAACCAUCUUGACAUUCCAAAAAUGUUGGAUGCUGAAGAUAUGGUUAAUCAAGUUAAACCUGAUGAACGUGCUGUUAUGACAUAUGUCUCAUGUUAUUAUCAUGCUUUCUCUAGCUCACAACAGGCUGAAACUGCAGCAAAACGUAUUUUGAAAGCAUUGAAUGUAAAUCAAGGAAAUGAAAAGGCUAUGGAGGACUAUGAAAACCUUGCUUCUGAUUUACUUGGAUGGAUUAACAAAAAAAUCCCAGAGUUAGAAAACCGAGACACUGAUAAUUCCCUCAAUACUAUGCAGGACAGAUUAAACGACUUCAGAAACUACAAAGGUACAGAAAAACCACCUAAAGUAGAUGACAAAUCAAAACUGGAAAACCUUUUCAACACUCUGCAGACCAAACUUCGACUCAGCAAUCGUCCAUUGUAUAUGCCAGCAGAAGGAAAGAUGAUCAGUGAUAUUGAUAAGGCAUGGAAAGAUUUAGAACAAGCAGAGAAAGACUUUCAAGAUUGGAUCUUGAAUGAAUUAAGAAAGUUAGAGCGACUUGACCAUUUGGCAAUGAAGUUUAAGCACAAGUGUGACAUUCACGAGGCUUGGGCAAAAGGCCAGGAUGAAUAUUUGAAAGCGAAUGAUAUUGAGGGAGCUUCUCUUGCCACUUUAUUGGCUGCAAGAAAGCGACAUGAAGCCUUUGAGUCUGACUUGGCUGCACAACAAGAUCGUGUUGAACAGAUUGUUGCCAUUGCUCAAGAAUUAAACACAUUGGGAUACAGCAAAGUUGAUGAAGUUAAUGCACGUUGCCAGAGUAUCUGCAAUGGGUGGGAUUCAUUAGGGGAUUUGACCUCCUCCCGAAGUCAGAACCUUGCUGCUGCCAUUGAGAUUGCUGAACGAUUGGAUAAUUACUGGUUGGAAUAUGCCAAGAAAGCUUCACCAUUUAACAAUUGGAUGGACGGUGCCAAGGAAGAUUUGAUGGAUAUGUUCAGUGUUCAUUCACUUGAGGAAGUGCAAGAUUUAAAAGAUGCUCAAGAAAAAUUCAAGGAAAAUAUGCCAGCUGCGAAAGAAGAAUAUGAUUCUAUUAAUGCUCUUCAGGCCGCUAUUAAUGAAAUGAGCUCACAGGAGAAUCCCUACACCAACACUAAGAUUGAGGACUUAAUUGCUAAAUGGGAUGAGAUUAUGACGCUGAUCCCAAAACGUGACCAACUGCUUUCUGAUGAAACUGAACGCCAACAAACCAACGAACGUCUUCGUGUACAGUUUGCACAAAUGGCCAACCAAGUGGGAGAAUGGAUUGAACAGAGAAAUAGCCGCAUGAUCGAUAUCGGUAUGAAUGCCCGUGGGACUUUGGAAGAUCAAUUGCGCGAAUUAAGAGGUUUGAAUGAAGAAAUCAACAAUUACAAAGAACAUAUAAUUCAAGUUGACAAUCUAAACACGAAUGUACAAGAGGCUAUGAUCUUCGAAAAUCCACACACGAAAUAUUCCAUGGAAGUGAUCCGCAUUCGAUUUGAGAAACUGCUCACUGGUAUUACAAGAAACAUAAAUGAGGUGGAAAACCAGAUCCUUAUGAGAGAUUCGAUUGGAUUGAGCGAAGAUCAAAUAAAAGAACUACGUACGUCUUUCAACCAUUUCGAUAAGAAUGGAAACAAUAAGCUCGAUUACAAAGAAUUCAAACAAUGUUUGGUCAGUUUGGGUCAUUCUACAGACAUCGAGGACAAGGAAAGUGCAGCUUUUAAUCGUAUAAUGGCGAUGGUUGAUCCUAACGAAGUCGGUUAUGUUACCUUCCAAGCCUUCUUGGAUUACAUGACACGAGAGUCAGCAGACACAGAUACUGCCGAACAAGUUAUGGAAUCCUUUAGAAUUCUUGCUGGUGAAAAGCCUUACAUCACUGCUGAUGAGUUGCGACGUGAAUUACCAGCCGAACAAGCAGAGUAUUGUAUCGCACGUAUGUCAGCCUAUACCGGACCAGACGGUGUCCCUGGAGCUCUCGACUAUCGUUCUUUCUCGUCUGCUUUAUAUGGAGAGAGUGACUUGUAAUCCUUUGCUUUUGCAUUUGUGAUUUUUAAAAUCAACGAUAUAGCGUUGCGGUAAGCCAUGAUGUUUUGUCUCUUCCCAAUGCGCAAACAUUUAUAUAGCUAACUGAAUUUUUUUUGUUCAUGUUUUAUUUUUGAUUAUUAGAAUUAUGAAGUCGACGUUUUUUUUCUUCGUGGACUA